Solanum tuberosum (potato) is the source of this 2444-nucleotide messenger RNA. RefSeq names its product pentatricopeptide repeat-containing protein At2g16880. Gene Ontology annotation, molecular function: protein binding; mRNA binding. NCBI's taxonomy places the organism in Eukaryota, Viridiplantae, Streptophyta, Magnoliopsida, Solanales, Solanaceae. The coding region runs from base 112 to 2424 and encodes 770 amino acids. The transcript has a single exon. The record is from RefSeq and is a predicted model, not a curated record.
CCGACCAAGACAUAAGCAAAACCUUGAACACAGCUCACCUAAAACAACAAGGCUGAAACCUGUGUUAAGCCCUUCUUCCCCGCGCAGCGCACUCUGUGUAACCCCAAAAUCAUGAGUUCUUCAUAUCCUCCAUUGAAGCCCUGUCAACUAGUUCAAACAAUCACCACUCUCCUCUCUUCCUCCGCCAGGUCUCUACCCAAAUCCUCUCUCCAAUCCUACCUCCCUCACCUCACUCCUCCCAUUAUUCACUCCAUUCUCUCCUCUCCCACUCUCUCUUCUCGCCCUUCCACUCUCUUCUCCUUCUUCCAAUGGUCUCAAUCCCACAUACCCUCUUUCUCCACCCACCCCCUCCCUUUCCCUUCUCUUCUCCCUCUCUUAUCCUCCCUCUUAUCCCAUCGCAGAUUCACCGUUGCAAGAUCCCUUCUCCUCACUUUUAUCCCUUCCGAUCAUCCUCAACAUCUUCUCCAUCGUCAUCUCCUUCACCCCAUUUCCAAUUUCCCUCAACCCUCAACCGAAUUGUUGGAUACUGCUAUAGGUGCUUAUUGCCAAUGCGGGAAACCCCAUCUCGCACUUCAGAUUUUCAAGAAGAUGAAGCGCCUUCGACUUUGCCCUAACAUCAUUACUUUCAAUACUUUGAUUACUGCUUUGGUUAAGUACCCUUCUACUCACUCUCUAUUUUUAUGUAAUGAGCUGUUUAAUGAUGCACUUAAGCUUGGUUUGUGCCCAACUACAAUUACUAUCAAUAUUUUGAUUAAAGGGUAUUGUUUAGCUUACAAGUAUAAGGAUGCUAAUCAAUUGCUGGAUAGAAUGAGUGAAUUUGGAUGUGUGCCCGAUAAUGUGAGUUAUAAUACUAUAUUGGAUGGGUUGUGUGAGAAAGGAAGGUUGAAUGAGGUUAGGGAUUUGUUGUUGGAUAUGAAGGGUAAAGGUCUUAUGCCGAAUAGGAAUACAUAUAAUAUUUUGGUACAUGGUUAUUGUAAAAUUGGGUGGUUGAAGGAUGCUGCUCAGAUUGUCGAGCUGAUGACACAGAACAAUACUUUGCCUGAUGUUUGGACUUAUAAUAUGUUGAUUGGUGGUCUGUGUAACGAAGGAAGGAUUGAUGAUGCAAUUAGGAUUCGGGAUGAGAUGGUAGGAUUGAAAUUGUUGCCUGAUGUGAAAACUUACAACACCCUGAUCAAUGGGUGUCUUGAUAAUAAGAGAAGUUCAGAGGCCUUUGAUCUGCUUGAAGAGAUGAAUCAGAAGGGGAUCAAAUGUAAUGAAAUUACGUAUAAUACAUUGAUUAAAGGGUAUUGCAAGGAAGGGAAGAUGGAUAAAGCUAGAGAGGUACUUCAAAAGAUGGAAGAAAGUGGUUUAUGUCCAGAUUGUGUUUCCUAUAAUACUCUGAUAAGUGCAUAUUGUAAAGCAGGAAAUCUACCAGAAGUAUUGAGGAUAAUGAAACGAAUAGGUGAAAAAGGUUUGAAAAUGGAUAAUUUUUCUCUCAAUACAUUGCUUCACAUUCUUUGUCAAGAAAGGAAGCUUGAUGAGGCCUACGAGUUGCUCUCUGUUGCUCCUACCAGGGGCUAUCUUGUUGAUGCAGUAAGUUAUGGCACUCUUAUUACUGGCUACUUUAGAUGUGCAGAUACGGAAAAAGCUCUUAAGCUUUGGGAUGAGAUGGAAGAGAGAGAGGUAAUUCCCACUAUUGUCACCUACAACAUCAUAAUUGGAGGGCUAUGUAAAUCGGGUAAAACUCAGCAGGCAAUUGCUAAACUGAAUGAACUUUUAGAGAAGGGUAUAGUGCCUGAUGAAAUAACAUAUAAUACCAUUAUUCAUGGAUACUGCUGGGAGGGGAACAUUGAGAAAGCAUUUCAAUUUCACAACAAAAUGGUUGAGAAUUCUUUUAAGCCUGAUGUAUAUACGUGCAACAUUCUUCUUAGGGGACUUAGUAGGGAAGGCAUGCUUGAAAAAGCCAUUAAGCUCUUUAAUACGUGGAUUGAUAAAGGGAAGACCACUGAUGUAGUAACUUAUAACACCUUGAUAACAGCUCUUUGUAAAGAUCAAAGACUUGAUGAUGCUCUGGGCCUUGUAGCUGAAAUGGAAGAGAAAAAUAUCCAGCGUGAUAAGUACACACAUAAUGCUAUUGUUGGUGCACUUACUGAUGCUGGAAGGCUUAAAGAGGCAGAAGAAUUUAUGACAGACAGAGAAAGACCAUCUGAACAGCGGUUGCAAAUGGAUGACAGGGAACAUGAACUCAGAGUUGAUGAACUAGAUUCAAGUUCAAUCGCUUAUUCACAGCAGAUUGAUGAGCUUUGUGCGGAAGGAAGAUAUAAGGAUGCAAUGCUUAUCUAUGCACAAGUCACUCAGAGAGGUAUUGAUCUACAAAAGUCCACUUAUUUCACUCUGAUAAAAGGACUCAUCAAGAGGAGAAAAAGUAUAUCGAAGACAGGUUGAUAGUGACCCCAAAAGUUUGG